UAGUUCUGCCACUGUAUGUUUUACAAAAUAGAAAAAAUCGUAAUUGACCAAAUUGCCUGUUUCCAUUGUCGGCGAUCGCAGCCUCUGACGUCGGCCUACUACCUAUCGCCACUAGUGUCGUAUUACAAUACGCCGUACGUCACGUACAUACCAAAGCUGUCGCAGGCCGAGUUGAUCUACCGGCCGCAGGCCCGCGCGCUGACCCGACUCGCCACAUACCCAGAGCCCCCUCACCACGUAGUUCGCGUGCGUGUGCGCCCCUCUGUUAUCCUUCGGGAACUCGACCGUAUCGCCUACCGUCGCCGACCAGCACUCGCCGUCUCCGCUGUUGAUGACUUCUACCGCUCAGAAUCUACGAAGCUGUUCGAGGAUGAGACCCGUCGCAUCCGCGCCGAUACCGCGGCGCUACUGCACCGCGCGCGCUCUGUCGUUCCGCGCGCCAAGUCCCUCGCACCUCUUGACACCAUCUACUCAUACUCGUACGGCGAACCUAUUCCUUAUCGCUUCAGCAACGACGCAUACGUAGCAAAACUUCUGCUCCCUCUCCGCAGCGUGGCCGACACUAUCCACAAUAUUUCCUUCUACAAUGAGCCCGCCAAGAAGUUCACAGGUACCGGUGCAGGACGUGGUCACCUCGCGUGCGUGCACUACUCGGGCAAUAGGGCCUUCUCCAACCGUCGGCCGCUCUACAAGGAGCUCAGCGUCAGAGACGACGUAAACCUGCUCUCGUUUUAUGCGAAGAAUAGGCUCGCAGCCGCCGGCUUGGAGGGCGAAAAAGCCACAGUGAAGCUGCUGCCGUGGAGGCCAAGCCGCAAGUUCCAGGCGCCGUCAAUGAUGGAGGACCCCGAGAUGGAGUUGAAAGCCGCAAAGGCAGAGCGCGCAGCUCGCUUCAGGGCAACUACAGCGGAGCCGGUUCUCGCACCAGCAGCGGACUUGGCCGCGAUUAAGAGAAAAAGGCAAGAAGAGGCUCGUGCCGCUGAAGAAAAGGCUCUGAAAGAAGAGGCAAAACGUGAACUAGAACGAAAGGCUCAGGCAGAAAGAGAGGCUGCUGAAAAAAAGAGAGCGGAGGAAGAAGCACGGAAAGCCGAAGAAGCCAAACGCAAAGCUGAAGAAGAUGCUAGAAUAGCUGAGGAAGAAGCAAGAAAGGCGGAAGAAGCUAGAAAAGCCGCAGAGGAAGCCAAAAAAGCUGAAGAAGCCAGACAGGCAGAAGAAGCUAGAUUAGCUGAAGAAGCUAGAAAAGCCGAAGAAGCAAGGCUGGCAGAGGAAGCUCGCCUUGCAGAAGAAGCCCGAUUGGCUGAAGAAGCCAGACUUGCCGAGGAAGCCCGAUUAGCUGAGGAGGCAAGACUCGCUGAAGAAGCCAGACUGGCUGAGGAAGCAAAACUGGCUGAAGAAGCUCGCUUAGCUGAAGAGGAACGACAAGCUGAACAGAUAAGGCAAGAGGAACUGGCACGCUUAGAAGAAUUGGAGAGACAGGCACAAGAGGAACGCGAAGCCGAAUUAGCAAGACAGGCUGCAGAAUUAGCUGAAAUCGCUAGGCAAGAAUCUGAGUUGGCUGCACAGCGUCUGGAAGAAUUAUCACAUAGCGCCUCUGGUGACAACGUUGCUGAGGUUGAAGCAAGCGACAUCCCUGAAGUGGAAUCACAACCGAUCGUAGAGGAGCCAGAGAGCCCGGAGAUCAUAGCUGACUCAGUACCGGAACAGACCGAUGCGGUGGCGGAAAUCAGUGAAGAUGAACAAGCUGAGCCCGAUGUAACGGACGAGGAAUAAACCAUGUGUCUAAAUUAGUAAUUUACUUAAAGCUGCGUAAGAAUGGCAUUGAACUUGUCCUGUGUGCUUGAAAUAUUUGUUUUAAUUUCAAGAGAAACGAAAUUAUUAAUAAAAUAAUAAAUACCGAAAUUUUUUUGUGUAAUUAAUACGAUGUACAUGUGAAAAAAAAAUCAACUUAUUAUCCAUUGUCAACAUUACGAAAAUUGUUUUGUCUUAAAAUAUCAAUUUUAACCAAAAUGAUUAAUUUUAAUUAUUAAUAUUGUAACAGUUUUGUAUUCUGUUGUUAUGUGUAUGAUUAGCAUUCUUUUUGUGCGCAUUUUCUUUUAGGGGUUUAAAUACUUUUAAAUUAUUUUCUAUGAUGAAAUUAUUCUUGGCUCAUGUAUUACCUAUAUACCUGAGUCGUGUAAUAAUUACUGUUUGUUAUUUACUCGUGAGUUGUACUUUCCUGUCAGUAAUAAAAUUACUAGACAGUGAGAGUAAUGUUUAAAUCGAGCCCUACUGUAAUGUCGUUAACAAAUAAUUUCGUUUUAUUUUGUAAUGUUUUGUAUCAAAUGUUUAUUAACAAUAAAAGACAUAUUUAAA
Molecule: messenger RNA, 2349 nt
Organism: Papilio polytes (common Mormon)
Lineage: Eukaryota; Metazoa; Arthropoda; Insecta; Lepidoptera; Papilionidae
Product: protein anoxia up-regulated-like
Exons: 10
Coding region: 16-1767 (583 amino acids)
Source: RefSeq, a predicted model, not a curated record